AUGACCUCGGGGCAAAGGCGCGGCGCCAUUGAUGACAGGACGAGUUCAAGGAGGAGGAGAACGAAAGCAGAGAAACGGAAGAAAGGAUCAAGCAGCGACGGGACGUGUUCUUCCGUCUCCGAUAAACUGAUUGCUCUAAAAAGCCUGAUUCCGACUCAAGAUCAAGAUCGAGAAAUUGUGAAAGCCGAGCAGUUAUUUCAAGAGACGGCGAACUACAUUGUUCGUCUCAAGGCACAAGUGUUCGUCUUGCAGAGGCUGGUUGACUUGUACGGAUCUAAUCAGGAGGAGGACCAGAUCGAUGCCGUUCUUUAG
Messenger RNA from Impatiens glandulifera, 312 nucleotides. RefSeq lists its product as uncharacterized. The record is from RefSeq and is a predicted model, not a curated record. Bases 1 to 312 code for a protein of 103 amino acids. The transcript has a single exon. NCBI's taxonomy places the organism in Eukaryota, Viridiplantae, Streptophyta, Magnoliopsida, Ericales, Balsaminaceae. Gene Ontology annotation, biological process: regulation of DNA-templated transcription.